Malassezia japonica is the source of this 2367-nucleotide messenger RNA. RefSeq names its product mitofusin (gene FZO1). The record is from RefSeq and is a predicted model, not a curated record. NCBI's taxonomy places the organism in Eukaryota, Fungi, Basidiomycota, Malasseziomycetes, Malasseziales, Malasseziaceae. Bases 1 to 2367 code for a protein of 788 amino acids. Gene Ontology annotation, molecular function: GTPase activity; GTP binding. The transcript has a single exon. Gene Ontology annotation, biological process: mitochondrial fusion; mitochondrion localization. Gene Ontology annotation, cellular component: mitochondrial outer membrane.
AUGCUUGCAACCAAAGCAAAGGAAGAGGUGUCGAUCGGCAAAGGCACCGAGGUGGACACGGUCGUGCCUACCUCGGAGUCGUGCGCGACACCCGAAAUGCACCAAGAAGCGUUUAUGCAGAGCCGCGACAGUCUGGUCUCGUCCCUGGAUGCCACGGACGCGAUCCUGACUGAGCUGCGCGAGUUUAACCGCGCGCAAUGGGUUCUGCGCUACCCUACCACUGACUCGCAGUCGUCGCCACUGUCGGUCCUGCGCCUCGAGCUCAAGCUCGGUGCGGCCGGCAACGCCAGCACGCUCGUCGAUUCGCUCGAAAAGUCGUCGAUCGGUCAGCUGCUGGACGAGCGCAUGAGCCGCUCGCUCGGUCACCUGCGCAACCUGCGUGUGCGUAUCAGCGACACGCAGUCCAAGGUCUUGGUCACCGGUGACUUGAACGCCGGCAAGUCGACCUUUGUCAAUGCCCUGAUGCGCCGCAAGAUGGUGCCGACGGACCAGCAGCCGUGCACGAUGGUCUUUUGCGAGAUGCACGACGCCACUCGCGAGAAUGAGGGCCGCGAGGAGGUGCACAUCGUGUACGAUGCGCAAAAGUACGACGCCGCGGACCCCACGACGUAUACGCGCCGCGACCUCGGCGACCUCGAGGCGAUCUUUGAGGAGGAGGACAACAAGGAGGUGGGCGAUGCACCCGUCCUCAAGUGCUACUGCACCGACGUGCAGGCCUCGGAGGAGAGCCUCUUGCACAACGGUGCCGUGGACAUUGCGCUAAUUGACGGUCCCGGUCUGAACCGCGACAGCGUGCAGACCACCGCGCUCUUUGCCCGCGAGGAGGAGAUCGAUGUGGUGGUGUUUGUCGUCAGUGCCGAGAACCACUUUACGCUGAGCGCCUGCGAGUUCCUGCAGAACGCCAGCAACGACAAGGCCUACGUCUUUGUCGUGGUCAACAAGUACGACCAGAUCAAGAACAAGGACAAGUGCCGCAAGCGCGUGCUCGACCAGAUCCGCGAGCUCUCCCCUCGCACAUACGAAGAGGCCCAGGAGCUCGUGCACUUUGUCGACUCGCGUGCGAUGUGCGAGGCGACCGAAGGCGCGCACGACGCGACGGCGCAGGCCGAGCGCUUCGAGUCGCUUGAGACGAGCCUGCGCGACUUUGUGCUGCGCCGCCGUGCCAAGUCGAAGCUGCUUCCGGCGCAGACCUUUUUGGAGCGCGCGCUCGGCGAUAUUCUCUUCCUCGCCCAGCUCAACAUGAAGGCCGCGAACGACGACGUGGAGUCGGCGCGUGCCCAGCUCGCCAAGAGCCGCCCCGCGCUCGCCGAGUGCGAGGCAAACGCCCUCAAGGCGCAGCGCAUGGUCGAGAGCGAGGAGGACCGUGUCGUGGGCCAGGUGGCUGAGCACACCGAGACGCAAGUCGCCUCGGCCCUCGACAAGGUCGGCCACGGCCUUUCCGCACACGAGUCCGUGUCGCUUCCUGCCUACCCCGGUCUCUGGAACGUGUGGGAGUACGCGCAGGACGUGCGCAAUGCGCUCCUCACUUCGGUCGAGGCGGCGGUCGAGGAGUGCGAAGAGUCCGCACGCAAGACCACCACUGCCGCUGUGAACCAGAUUGGCGCGGCGGGCAGCGAGCACCUUCCUUCCGACAUCAAGGUCCCUCAGCGUGUGUUUAUGCCCGAGGCGAUGUUUGCCAAGAAGUCCUCGACGCACUUUGCCGGUCUCGGCGUGAGCGUCGACAUUGUUGCUGUGCGUAUUUCCGACCUGUUCGACGUGCAGCAUCACCUCUCCUUCUUGACUGCUCCCCGCGAGGGCAAGAGCGAGAAGGAAGAGACGAGCCUGGUGCCGUCCAUGUCGAUCGGUCUCGGCGCGCUGACGCUCGUCGGCUCGCGCUCGCUGGGCAUUAAGACGGCGAUUGAGGCGUUUGUGCGUCUUACCGAUAUUCUCGGUAGCCGCGCUGCGCGCCGCUGGGCUGCACCUGUUCUGCUGCUGGUCAGCGCCGGUGCGCUGACGUGGGUGAUCAUGGAUCUCCCCAACGCCGUGCCCCGCAACGUGGGCCGCUCGCUGCAGCAGGAGCUCAUGUCCGGCGAGGUCGUGCGUGCCGCUGGCAACAGCACGGCUCUGCUCCGCAAUUCGUCCAACGUGUUUGCGACGAUGCAUUCUUCGCGUGUCACGCGCGAGACCCGCAAGGUCCUCCGUCUCGCUAGCUGGGACUUGCAAGAAAAGUUCCGCGUGGCGAUCGGCCACCGCCGCUCGGAUGUCGAGCGUGCGGAGCAGCAAGAGAAGGUCGCUGCCUUUGCCCUGAAGUGGUUCACUGAGACUUCGGAGAAGAGCUCGGCGCUCUCCGACCAGGUCAUGAAGGCGAUCGAUGUGGCGGCGCUUUAG